Molecule: messenger RNA, 621 nt
Organism: Penicillium subrubescens
Lineage: Eukaryota; Fungi; Ascomycota; Eurotiomycetes; Eurotiales; Aspergillaceae
Exons: 1
Coding region: 1-621 (206 amino acids)
Source: RefSeq, a predicted model, not a curated record
AUGCAUAUCGCGAUCCUCACCUUCGACGGCUACAACGAGCUCGACUCGCUGAUCGCGCUCGGCAUCCUCAACAGGCUUUACCGAGACGACCUUCGGGUGUCCAUUGCCUGUCCUACGCCUAAGGUCCGCUCUAUGAACGGCGUUGUAAUAGAGGCAAUGUCCACGCUUCAGGACGCCUGCGCUGCUGACGCCGUUAUCAUCGGCAGCGGCGCUAAGACCCGCGAGGUAGUCGAGGACCCCAAUAUCAUGACCGUCCUAAGGAACCUCGACCCACGACGCCAGCUCAUUGCCGCCCAAUGCUCCGGCACCCUAGUAGCAGCUAAGCUGGGGCUGCUUAACGGUGUUCCAGCUUGCACUGACGACAUCAGCAAACCGUGGGUCGUCGCUGCCGGCGUCGAGGUCAUUAAUAAACCCUUCUGCGCUAGUGGAAACGUUGCUACUGCUGGUGGCUGCCUCGCCUCCCACUACCUAGCCACCUGGGUUAUUCGCCGACUAUUCAAUUCCAAAGCCGCCGAGGCCGCCCUACGCUACGUCGUCCCAGUAGGAGAGCAAGAAGAGUAUAUUGAAAGGGCCUUGCGUAACACCCAGCAGGACGAAAAUUCUCUACCUAAAGCCAUAUAA